Molecule: messenger RNA, 1084 nt
Organism: Effrenium voratum
Lineage: Eukaryota; Dinophyceae; Suessiales; Symbiodiniaceae
Source: the annotation of a GenBank genome assembly
AGCUCAAGCCGGGCCCUCUCCGCCGGGCGGCCGGGCGGGGGAGGUCAUGGAAUGCCGUGUGGGCGGCAAGUUUCGGCUGGGCCAAAAGCUGGGGUCUGCCGCCUUCGGUGACAUCUACAGCGGCACCAACGUGGAGACGGGCGCGGAGGUGGCGAUCCGCAUCGAGUCCGUCAAGGCCAAGCACCCGCAGCUGCUCUAUGAGUCCAAGCUCUACAAAAUCCUGGAGGGCGUUGGGGUGCCGCUGGUCCACUGGUACGGCAUUGAGAGUUCCUACAACGUCUUGGUGACCGACCUUCUCGGGCCCUCCGUUGAGGACGUCUUCGGCUUCUGCAACCACAAGUUCAGUUUGAAGACGGUGCUGAUGUUGGGGGACCAGAUGAUUAGCCGUGUGGAGGCGAUGCACGCCAAGAGCUACCUCCACCGGGACAUCAAACCCGAGAACUUGGCGCUGGGCCUGGGCCGCGCCGCCACCACCCUGCACUUGAUGGACUUCGGCCUCGCCCGGAGGUACCGGGAGCCUAAGACUUUGGUCCACAUCCCCUACAGAGAAGGAACGCCUCUGACGGGCACUGCCCGGUUUGCGAGUUUAAACACGCACCUGGGCAUGGAGCAAAGUCGCAGGGAUGAUCUGGAAUCCGUGGGCUACGUGCUAGUGUACUUAGGCCGCGGCAAGCUGCCGUGGCAGGGCCUGAAGGCUGGCUCGAAGAAGGAGAAGUACGAGAAGGUGACGGAGAAGAAGAUCGCUACGCCGGUGCAAGAACUCUGCAAGCACCUGGCUCCGGAGAUUGGGGCCUUCAUCGACUACUGCCGACGCUUGCGCUUUGAGGAGGACCCGGACUACAACUAUUUGAGGCAACUACUCAAGGAGGUCUUCAUUCGUCAAGGCUACGAAUAUGACCUGGUCUUCGAUUGGACAGCCACUGCCUCCGCCAUUUGCAUCCGAAACGAGGACGGCAAAAAGGAGAGCUGGUGCAUUUGACACGACCUGGCUUCGGAGCAUCUCGCGCCAGCCUCGCUUUUCCAACGGGCGCGACCCUGUGACGCCGUGUGAGUGUGGUCAAGAAAAAGAAUAUAUUACUCAGGG